CGCGUUCUAGCUCCGCUCUCCCUCCGUCUCUCUCCGCGUGCAGCUCUCGUUCCCUCUGCGCGCGCCAUGGCUCACGUCGCCGACACCAAGCUAUACGACCUUCUCGGUGUGUCGCCCAGCGCCUCCGAGAACGAGCUCAAAAAGGCUUACCGGAAAUUAGCAAAAGAAUAUCAUCCUGACAAGAACCCAAAUGCUGGAGACAAGUUCAAGGAGAUCAGCUUUGCGUAUGAAGUUCUAUCAAACCCAGAGAAGAAGGAGCUGUAUGACCGCUAUGGAGAGCAGGGGCUGCGGGAAGGGGGCUGCGGAGGUCCUGGAAUGGACGACAUCUUUUCCCACAUUUUUGGUGGUGGCCUCUUUGGCUUCAUGGGUGGUCACAGUCGCAGCCGGAAUGGUGGGCGGCGGAGAGGAGAGGACAUGGUCCACCCUCUCAAGGUAUCCCUCGAAGACUUAUAUAACGGCAAAACAACCAAAUUACAACUAAGCAAGAAUGUUCUGUGUAGCACUUGUAACGGCCAGGGCGGAAAGAGUGGUGCAGUCCAGAAGUGUACAACCUGUAGGGGACGUGGUAUGCGCAUCAUGAUCAGACAGCUGGGUCCUGGCAUGGUCCAACAGAUGCAGUCCGUCUGCACUGACUGCAGUGGUGAAGGUGAGGUGAUCAGUGAGAAGGACCGCUGUAAAAAGUGUGAGGGGAAGAAGGUGGUGAAGGAGGUGAAGAUUCUGGAGGUGCAUGUAGACAAGGGCAUGAGGCACGGGCAGAAGAUCACCUUUGGAGGGGAGGCAGACCAAGCGCCAGGCGUGGAGCCUGGAGACAUCGUCCUUGUCCUGCAGGAGAAAGAUCAUGAGACGUUCAAAAGAGACGGCAAUGACUUGCACAUGACCCAUAAGAUCGGCCUCGUCGAAGCACUUUGUGGAUUUCAGUUCACUCUGAAACAUUUGGAUGGCAGACAGAUUGUGGUGAAGUAUCCAGCUGGCAAAGUCAUCGAGCCAGGUUCCCUCAGAGUUGUGAGAGGGGAGGGCAUGCCACAGUACCGGAACCCCUUCGAGAAGGGCGACCUGUUCGUCAAGUUUGACGUGCAAUUCCCAGACAACAACUGGAUCAGCCUGGAUAAACUAGCAGAACUGGAGGAUUUGCUGCCUACGCGUUCUGAGGCUCCUGUCGUGACCGGAGACACAGAGGAGGUGGACCUGCAGGACUUCGAUAUAAGCCAGAGCUCGUCUGGUGGCCACCGCCGCGAAGCUUACAACGACAGCUCUGAUGACGAGGGCGGUCAUCACGGCCCUGGGGUGCAGUGUGCCCACCAGUAAGCCCGACCAUACCAACCUGUCCGGCUCCAGCAAAGGAGACAAAAAUGUUCUAGUUGCACAACAUCACAGCAAAGGUGUUGUUUUUUUCUUCUGAUCUGAUUGGGGUCUGCCUUAAACAGUGAGAAAUUACACGACCUAUGAUCAGCUGCCUUCCCUGUAGUGAACGCACACAUGAGCCCACCUUUACUCCCCUCUCCUCCCCCACACCCUCCCAUUUAGUCUCCUUACACAGGCAACCCCACAUCAGACGGGGAGAAAAAAGGUAAUUUCUUUUACUUGGUGUGUAUCUUUUUGCAUUUGUUUGUUGUCAUUGUAUUUAGAAUUAAUUUAAAACUAACCACGACAUGCAGUUUUGGCCUCGGACUUGAGCCCCUUUUAUUUGAGAAGAGCAAGUGGGUGAGAAAACGAGAGUAAAAGAGGUCCUUUGGAAUAAAAAAAAGAAAAGAGGAAAAAACACCUUUGGGACAUUUAUGAACAUCAUUUUAGGUUUGUAUGUAUCUGUGCUUGAUUUUUACCACUGUAGAUUUUUACUUUUUUUUUUUCUGUCUAUUAUAUUUUAAAUUUGGAACAAGAGACAACAACAUUGUGUAUAAAAUUAAAGUGAUUAUCAUUUAAGCUUUA
Molecule: messenger RNA, 1926 nt
Organism: Colossoma macropomum (tambaqui)
Lineage: Eukaryota; Metazoa; Chordata; Actinopteri; Characiformes; Serrasalmidae
Gene: dnaja2a
Product: DnaJ heat shock protein family (Hsp40) member A2a
Exons: 9
Coding region: 67-1305 (412 amino acids)
Biological process (GO): response to heat; protein refolding
Cellular component (GO): cytosol; cytoplasm
Molecular function (GO): ATP binding; Hsp70 protein binding
Source: RefSeq, a predicted model, not a curated record